Molecule: messenger RNA, 5181 nt
Organism: Mycena indigotica
Lineage: Eukaryota; Fungi; Basidiomycota; Agaricomycetes; Agaricales; Mycenaceae
Product: Chitin-binding type-1 domain-containing protein
Exons: 39
Coding region: 1-5181 (1726 amino acids)
Biological process (GO): carbohydrate metabolic process
Molecular function (GO): chitin binding; hydrolase activity, hydrolyzing O-glycosyl compounds
Source: RefSeq, a predicted model, not a curated record
AUGGGAAAUCCCUCCAGACAUCUUCUCUUGUACUUCGUCUUUGCUCUUGUCAGCACUGUCUUUUCGCAAUCCAACAACACCGUUCUCCCUGUCGGCUCGUGUACCGCUGAAAUACCAUGCAGUAAUGGAGCGUGCUGCAAUGGCGAUUCUGGAUUCUGCGGGUUUGGACCUUCUUUUUGCAAGACAGUUUCUCAAGGCGGUCCUUGCACGUCUAACUGCAAUGCCUUGGCUGAAUGCGGGCCCAAUGCAGCGCCCGCCAACUUCACAUGCCCUCUAAGCGUCUGCUGCUCACAAUUUGGUUUCUGUGGGACCACUGCAGAAUUUUGCGGAGCUGGCUGUCAGUCCAAUUGCAACCCACCCGCUCCCCGUUCCUGCGGCGCUGAUCAACAAAGCGCUACGCAAAGACGGAUUGGAUAUUAUGAAGGAUGGGCAGUCACUCGAGCGUGCUCCUCGUACCCACCUGAAAUGAUCUCUGCGGAGACGUUGACCCACAUCAACUUCGCUUUUGCUCUUAUUGAUGGAUCAUCUUAUGCGAUCAAAGAAAUGUCCCCCGGUGAUGCUGCUUUAUGGACACGGACAACGGCACUGAAGAAGAACAACGUCGCACUGAAGGUCUUUCUCUCUAUCGGCGGUUGGAGUUUCAACGAUCCUCCAACAUCUAACGUGUUUUCCAAUCUCGUUGCCAGUGCUGCAAACACUGCUGCAUUCAUCAACUCUGCCCUACAGACGCUGCAAGCGUAUGGUUUUGAUGGCAUUGAUGUUGACUGGGAGUACCCAGCUGCAUAUGAUCGAGGCGGCAAUCCUGCCGAUAAGGCCAAUUUUGUUACAUUCAUGGCCAAAGUCAAAGCAGCCUUCAAACCCCGAAAUUACGGUCUCACGUUCACUGCUCCGAGCAGUUAUUGGUACCUCCAACAUUUCGAUCUACCCGGCUUGCUCCAGUCAGCAGACUGGGUCAAUGUAAUGACCUACGAUCUACAUGGGACGUGGGAUGGAACGGACCCAUAUAUCGGUCCACUUGUUUUGGCGCAUACCAAUUUAACUGAAAUUGAAGACACUCUUUCCUUAUUCAACAACGUUGGCGUAGAUCCUAACAAGAUAGUUCUCGGCAUUGGAUUCUAUGGUCGCUCCUUCCAACUUGCAGACCCAAGUUGUUCGAGUCCCGGCUGCGUCUUCGUUGGUGGAGCCGUGCCCGGGGCCUGCUCGGCCAACUCUGGAACAUUGAUGUUUUCCGAAAUAGAGACCAUCCUCGCACAGCCGGGUGUGCAAGCAACCUUUGACGCCGCCGCCGCUGUCAAAUACGUUGUCUGGAACGAUGUCAACUGGGUCAGCUACGACGAUGCACAAACUCUUGCAAUGAAACUGCAAUUUGCCAACUCCCGCUGUCUUGGCGGAACAAUGAUCUGGAGUGUUGAUCAGGACGACACCUCAUAUUCUGCUCUCAAAGGUCUGUAUCCUGAUAUCGACGUCAACAAACCUUCGCUCGUGGAAUCCGGCGACCAAUGCACCAUCACCGGUUGUGGCCAAUCAUGCCCCUCAGGUUGGGAUACAUUAACUACGCUCACCACCAACCCUGGUGCUGCAACUUCCUGCCCGAGCAAUAAUCCCGCUCGGCUCUGCUGUCCUUCGGGCAACGCUCCGCAGAAUUGCUCUUGGCGAGGUGGCGGAGGAAGCACCUGUAAUCCUCAGUGUUCCGUUGGGGAAAUUACGAUUGCCACUGAUCCAGUUGGCGGGGAUGGAAAGCCAACUUGUGCUCAAGGAACGAAAGCUUUCUGCUGCUCUACCGGACAGAAUGAUCCAACUGGCUGUCAUGCGACGGGGUGUGGUUCGACUUCUUGUGCCUCUGGCGAUGCCUUCCUCACUUUUGUGAGGCAAGGAACCGAGGAUAAUGGAUCGUGUGAAGCUGAAAACUCAGACCCAAAUGUCAUCAACAAGCAACCAUGUCCCGAAAUCUGCGCGACGAACAACAAACCUGUUUGUUGUGAAGCAAGUGUGAUAUCGGCAUACACCAAUUGUGGUUGGGUCGGAGACCUCCCCAACUGUCUCAAUUCCGCGUGUCCGGCUGGAAAGGUCGCCGUUUUUGAUGAUAUUCAGGGAGAUGCUUCUCAGUCUUGCGUUGGCAAGGGCAAGAGGCUGUACUGUUGUAACCCACCCGCAAACGAACAAUUUUUGCCGGUCCCAGAAGCAUGGGUUUUACCCUCGCAGAACCCUACGCCCGGAGGAUUUGGUGUUAUUCAGCCUGCUUCCUUCACGGUUGACUUCGACGAUAACAUCGGAACGCCAGACACAAACACUCCGGGUGCUGGAACCUCUGGAGAAAGCGACGAUGGAAAAGAGAACGACAGCCCCUUUGGCGAAGUCUUCAUCUCUUCACCCAACCCAGGCUCUGUCAGUUCUCUGGAUCGAGCAUCUGACUGGGUCAUCACCAGCUGCGAUCGAUUCAGCGACCAGCCCCAAGAGGUGCUUGCGUUCUGCUCAAAAUCAAUGGACAGCGAUGAUGCGGGAUGUGGUCACGUGUUCAUCGAUCAGGCUGAACACACCAUUGUCAAACUGCCCUCAAGUUGUGGCGCUGGUCCGUAUGCACGUAUUGUAUCCCUCUCCCCGCACGAGGAUCAAGAUGUCUUACCAACCCACAUUCGCCGUGACCUACCGGAGAACGAACUUGUUUACUCUCUGCGGUUUGACUAUAACUUCGCUGCAAUUCCCGCUUCGAAUGGACCGAUCCUGAUGCGAGCCGAUGUGACGGAUAUGCCAGGCUAUUGGGACGAAAUGAUCAACUCUCCUCCGGAUGCUGGCACCACAGGCACCAGACGAUCAAACUCUAAGCGCGACUUCCACCAACCAGAGGAACUCGACAAGCGCUGGUUUGGACCGUUCGAUCGGUGGCUUCAAAAACUGAACACUGUCACGAGCUCAAACAGUAUCUCCCGCAACUUCCACUGGUCUGACACAUACACUAUUUUCCACCAGGAAGAGUCUUGCCCCCACUUUACGAGCAGCUUGGAUAUUUCGGUCACAGGAAAUGCUCAAGCCAAUAGCAGAUUCGGGUAUUAUCUUGAGGCAACGAUUGUCCCGCCUGCCAUUCAGCAAAGUUACGUUUACCUGACUGCUGGAGCGUCGGCCCAGGCUACUUUCACCGUUUCUGGACUGGCAAAGGCGCAAUUUGGAACGGAAAGAGCGGAGAUCAUCUCUUUUGGGUUCCCUGGACUUUAUUAUCCUGGACUGCUUACAAUCGGGCCCAGUCUUCAUCUCUAUGGUCAACUCUCUGGCCAAUUGAGCAUGUCAGGUCGAUAUAGUGCCAGCGUUGGGUACACAUUCCCGUCACUUGAUCUCACUUUUGGGAAAGAAGACUCGCAUGCUGAUGAAGAGCAGACAAGCAAUCCCGUCAGCCCCAACUCUAACAAUAAUGGCUAUGAUUACUCUUUCGGCUAUAAUGUCGAACUGUCGGGCAAUGUCGAGGCUCAUAUUGUUCCCAGCCUGCAACUUGGUGUCAGUAUCCUCGGGGGUUCUCUUCUCGAUGCGCAAGUGUUUGUUGAAGCCGACAUGUAUGCUGGAGUCGGGGUCACUGGCAGUGUUUCCAGCUCGGUUGCUCCCCAGUUCUGCGUCAAUCCUUACUUUGGUGUGGAUCUCAAUGCAGGACUCACGGGCUCCGUCCUCUUCUGGAGAGAUAAUGCAAUCAGUUAUCAAUUUUAUUCAACUCAAUUCCCCUUCGGCGGUAAAUGCUUCGGUUCACAACAGCAAGCUUCUGGGUCAUCAAAACGCGAUGGUCUUAUUACCGGUCAAGGCGAGACUGGCUCAGCUCUCAAGUUAUCACAUCGCUCGCCAUAUCCUGUCUACGCAGUGUACGAGACUGAAGCCGAAGGCUGGGUGGCACCGCCAACCCUACCCGUGGCGUCCAACUUGACCGAGCGACUAGAGAAGCGUGGUGGCGUGCCGUUUUUGCCAGGCAAUCUAUUUUGUCCUGAUGCUGGGACCGAUAUCACUGGUACCGAUGCUGGUUCGGACUGCUACUGCUACAGUGAUGCAGGAAAUGAUCCCAUCAACAACGCUCUGAUCACGGCCAAGCGCUCCGUUGCGAUAGAUCAAGAGCUCGUUCUCAACGGUCCCAAGAACACCAGCUUCAUCGAUGGGCUCAAAGUCCUCCGGUCGGUGUCCCUGGAAAGUUGCUCAUCGAUCAGUAUUCCUAUACCUGGGUACGACAAAACUCCGAUUAUCAGUUACUAUGAUCUUGACAACCCAGCCGCCUUGAAUCCCACCAUGGGUAGUUGGAGUCCUCAAGUUCCUGUCAAUCUAGGCAACAAGAAGAAUGGAGAGCCUUACUUGACUAUCCCAUCCGGUGGUGGUAACAAAAAUAUCUAUGCCAGAGAACAUCCUUAUGAGGAAUCAAUGGUUGCUCUGUUCAUUGACUUCCUGGAACGGAGCCCUGACUUGUGGAGAAACACUGAUGAAGACAACACCUGGUGUGCCUGGGUUAGAACAAACUUCCAAUCUAGACCAGCCUACAAUCCUGCGGCCUGGGGCACAAACUCGUUGUUUGGCAUGCUGGGCACGUGCUAUCCUAAUAACGCAGCACAGUCGCCGAUGGUCGUGCUCGAGCAAGAUGCGAACGUGAUGAAAAACACUGCCUAUUUCUCGCAAGCAGCAGCCCUCAUCGGGAAAACCGCCCAGCCUCUGCGAACUAACGACAAGUUUACCUCUUACUGUCCCCAAAAACAAAUCGCGGUUCUACGUGCUGCUGCGGGAAUCCCGUCAUUCUUGAACGAGUACGAUAUCAGCCAGAUCUUCUUGCAACAGAGCAAUUGUGUUCGGUCGGUAUGGUCGGCUUGGCAGACUGCUUAUCGCGCAGCGACUGUUGACGCUCCAAACCGCACUAAUGUCAAUGUUCCAGCUCUCUAUGACACGUGGGUGCAUUCGGUCAUGAGCAACGUUGUGCCAUUCAUUCGUAAUCAACUUGACAACCUCAUCCCUCUCUACAACGGUGGCCAGACCACCGCCGCGGUCGUCGAUCUUUCGUGGCCGGUUCUGCUUGAUCAGGUCCAAUUCCAACGUGCUGGGCAAACCCAACAGAUCGAAACACCGGCUUCGGUGUACUCUCGUGGCGUGUCGGUCACAAGAACGGACUUGACGAACCAAGUGCGCAAUGCCAUUCCGGAUUUGAAUUGGCUAAACUUCCUACCUCACUGA